GUUUACUUGACAUUUUUAUAAGUAAUAAAUUUUAAUCAAUUAUUUGUAUGUGAGAAUCAAGAGAUCAAACGAAAUGUCGACAUCUGAAUCAUUAGCGAUAGUGCAAUCCAAGUUCGUGUCAGGCGAGACUGUUUUGACUACCACAGAAGCAUCAUUAAUACAAGGAUGGAUACAAUCUUCAAGAUAUAUUGCUCUUGUUUACAAAGGUACAACCCACGCUUUAGCAAUUUUUUUAACUUCAAAAAUACCACCACAAGUGUACAGUGAUCUGACCUUGGAAGGAAUGUUACCUAUUGAUCAGGACUUCAAAUGUAGUAUAGAUACUAAUGGAGAAACACAGGAUGGCCUUGAUAUAUACAUGAAUGUUACAUCAAGAAAACUUCGCCUGAUAUUUGAAAUGAAACUUGGAGAAUCUACCAGUUCCUUAGUAUCACAAAUAUUUCGAGCGAUAGAAAUAUAUCAAACAGCUAAAAGCCCUGCAGAAGAAUUUUUAUGGAUUGAAAAACUAACAAGAAAUAGGAGAAACUUGGCUACUGGUGGCAAAGAUAUGCAGGAUACUGCCGAUUCUUUGCUCAAUCUUGAGAGUCAUGAUUUAGCAAUACCACGACAAAGCAUUGCCUCGGGUAGAUCCCCAGUAGCUGCAAGAGAAUCAGUAGUACGAUAUCAGAUGGCUUGCAAAGAAGAUGAUUACACAUAUAGUAAAACAUUUCGUAUACUUACUUGCACGUGGAAUGUAAAUGGACAACCCCCAAAUAACAUUAAAUUAAAUGAAUGGUUGAGCACGGACGAAAUGCCACCAGAUAUAUAUGCUAUCGGAUUCCAGGAAUUAGAUUUGAGCAAAGAAGCAUUUCUAUUUCAUGAAACUCCUAGAGAAGAAGAAUGGAGACAAGUUAUAGUUAAUUCACUUCAUCCAGGAGGGAAUUAUACACAAGUAGCUCUUGUCAGAUUAGUGGGUAUGAUGUUGUUAGUAUAUGCACUUGAAGCUCAUAUACCAUUUAUCGAAAAUGUGUGUACUGAUACAGUAGGAACGGGAAUUAUGGGAAAGUUGGGCAAUAAAGGUGGUGUUGCAGUCAGUUGUUGUAUUCACAAUACGGCUGUUUGCUUUGUUAAUGCUCAUUUAGCUGCACAUUGUGAAGAAUUUGAGCGACGCAACCAGGAUUAUGCUGAUAUUUGUGCGAGAUUAUCUUUUACGAAAUAUGUACCACCUAAAAGUUUCAAGGAUCACGACCAGAUUUAUUGGUUGGGAGAUUUAAAUUAUCGGAUAACGGAAAUGGAUGCUGCAACAGCUAAGCAGUAUAUUUCAGAAGGCAUCUAUGGUCCCGUCUUAGCAUUGGAUCAACUUGGACACCAACGCAAAGCAGGACGUGUGUUUCAAGGAUUUCAGGAAGCAGAAAUUGAUUUUAAACCCACAUAUAAAUACGAUCCAGGUACCGACAACUGGGAUUCAAGCGAGAAAUGUAGAGCUCCAGCUUGGUGUGAUCGAGUACUAUGGAAAGGAGAUAUGAUUAAAUCAAUUUACUACAAAAGUCAUCCAGAACUAAAGAUAUCUGACCACAAGCCAGUUAGUGCAAGUUUUGAUUCUCAAAUACGUAUUAUAGAUACGGCUAAGUAUCGUAAAAUUCAUGAGGAAGUUAUGAAAAAACUAGAUAAAUUAGAAAAUGAAUUCUUACCUCAAGUGAUGGUUGAUACUACAGAUAUUAUUUUUGACGUUUUGAGAUUUCUUGAAUCUAGCAGUAAGGAACUUAUUAUCGCUAAUACAGGCCAGGUACCAGUGCAAUUUGAAUUUAUAAAAAAGUUAGACGAUACAAACUAUUGCAAGGAUUGGUUGCAUAUAGAACCAUAUACAGGCUUUAUAAAACCAGGUGAAAAGUGCGACAUUAAACUGGAGGUAUAUGUAGACAAAAAGACUGCAUGUAAAUUGAAUUCUGGUGAAGACAAGUUAUAUGAUAUUUUAGUAUUACAUCUCGAAGGAGGCAAAGAUAUUUUCAUUACUAUAACAGGCACUUAUGAGAGAAGUUGUUUCGGUUCUUCCAUGGAAGCAUUGGUUCAUGUUUCAGUUCCAAUUAGAGAAAUUCCUAUUGGGCGAUUAGUCGAAUUGGAGAAUAAUAAAAAUCUCUCACAAGAACCAUAUUCAGUUCCAAAAGAAAUAUGGCAUUUAGUGGAUAGAUUAUAUCGACAUGGCCUUAAAACUCCAGGACUUUUUGAAACACCAGGCCUUCAUAGUGAGAUAAUAGCUAUUCGAGAUUGGUUAGAUGAAUGGAGUCAAGAUCCAAUGCCUGGUGGUGUACAUUCGGUAGCAGAGGCAUUACUACUGCUUUUAGAAUCUACUGCUGAACCAUUGAUACCGUAUAAUCUACAUAAUGUUUGCCUAUCAGCAGCAACUAAUUAUUUACAGUGCAAACAAAUUAUAAUGCAAUUACCAGAGACUAGAAGAACUGUCUUUCUCUAUAUCAGUUCAUUCUUGCAAGAAUUAUUAAAUCAUACACAGGAUAACGAACUCGAUGCUAAAACACUUGCGACGCUGUUUGGAUCAAUAUUUUUAAGGUAUCCACCUAGAAGCAGAGACGAUCGCCAUCAGAGAAAUCGUGCGACUCAAAUUACUUUCGAUAAAAAGAAAGCUGCAUUUGUUUAUCAUUUCUUAGUCAACGAUCAAAGCGAUUUUAUAUUAGGUCGAUAAUAAGCGAUUUAAAGGAAUACUAG
Messenger RNA from Atta colombica, 2700 nucleotides. It is a transcript of the gene Ocrl, whose product is annotated as inositol polyphosphate 5-phosphatase OCRL-1. Gene Ontology annotation, biological process: phosphatidylinositol dephosphorylation; signal transduction. Gene Ontology annotation, molecular function: inositol phosphate phosphatase activity; phosphatidylinositol-4,5-bisphosphate 5-phosphatase activity. NCBI's taxonomy places the organism in Eukaryota, Metazoa, Arthropoda, Insecta, Hymenoptera, Formicidae. Bases 74 to 2677 code for a protein of 867 amino acids. Gene Ontology annotation, cellular component: membrane. The record is from RefSeq and is a predicted model, not a curated record. The transcript is spliced from 19 exons.